AUGGGAAACAUUGUUAACAAAUGUACGUCUAGAUCAAUUACUUUGCCAGACUCUGGUAUGACAGACUAUUUCGAAGACUUUGGCGAUGACAGUUCUGAUACACACCAGAAGGUAUACAAGCAUACAAUCAAUUUGCUUCAAACACAAGGAUUUACUGACAACAAUUUCAAAAUUGGAAAGCAAUUGCUCAAGAAACAACUGAUAAAUUAUAUGAAACAUCUGAUGGAACGAAAAGAACAGCUGAGUGAAUUAGAAGAAUCUUUUUUGCUUAACACUUUUCCUCGUGUUUUCACCAGAGUUCUGCAGUCUUCUAUUAUCAACAUUCUUGGAAAAAAGCAAUGCGAAUCGUAUCAACACCAUGGGUCAUUUAACGGCACUGAUCUGAAAAUAAUGAGAUCCAUCUGUAAAAUUACUCACUUUGAUGUCGACAAGUAUUGUGAGAUCAAUCAUCUCAUUGAGCCUUUAAAGUUGGCUUUUACAGCUGGCUCAUUACCAAAAGUGCUGGCGACUAUCGAGAGUAUGAAGCAACACAAUGAUGAACAAGGCCAGCUACUUAGCACGAUCGGUUACAAACUGUUGGAUAUACUGGAGUAUCUCACGAUGGUUUGCAUGAAUAAAGAAAAAAACGCCAAAACCGUAUUCGUUCACUGGAUGAACAUAUUCGAUAUACUCUUCCGUGGAACAAACGUGAAAAUAUCAAAUCGCAAAUCGAGAUUCUCAAAACAGCCACUUCCAGAAAAAAUACCAGCUAUCAAGCGCCAGAACAAAAGACGCGACAGAUCUGAUGCUGCUACAACAAAUGACAGCAUCUUAUUCCAAUGCCUUUGCCAUAACAGCCUCAGUCAGCAAGAGCCUGUAGAGAUAUCCGCCUGCAAUAUUUCGUACAAAGUGAGUGAAGACAGUGAAGAACAGCAUGCAGAGAAAGAGGCUAUUUUUCAAAACGACUCCAUCUUGAUCAAUAAGGCUAUUCUGGACAAGUUAAAGAACGAUUAUCCUGACAUUGAUGAGAGUACAUGGAAAGACGUGUAUCCUUUGGGAAUUCAUUUAUCCGAGUUUGAUGGCUAUAUUUACUCGAUUCGUCCAUACAAAGGUGUUUAUGUAGCAUCGCUGGCCUGCGAAAAUACCUUGUUUAUACCCAAAACCAUUGAAGAGUUUGAAAUCUUUUUAUAUAAAAGCCGUGUCCUGGAGAUACUGUGUAAUCUCAAGGUUGGUAUGCAAAUCAUGUAA
Molecule: messenger RNA, 1227 nt
Organism: Mucor velutinosus
Lineage: Eukaryota; Fungi; Mucoromycota; Mucoromycetes; Mucorales; Mucoraceae
Exons: 7
Coding region: 1-1227 (408 amino acids)
Source: RefSeq, a predicted model, not a curated record